GGAUAGCAAACUCCUGGACCACCUGAAUUGUACUUGAAGCUAUGACAUCAGGGGCAAACAUGCUGGACCCAAAAAGUGAACUGGAGUAUUUUAGCCAAGAAAAUAUGGAGGAGACCUCCCAACUCGCUUCCCUGGAGAUGUCAGGCGAUGUAGUAUGCAAGGGAAGAUCUUCACCUACUGUUUCAGAAAAACCUAGCUAUCCAGACUCCGUGUACGUUAUGGCAGCGAACAUUUUUCAGGGUAUUCGAAUCGAAAGACCGCCAGACAGAGUCAUAAUAAAGUACGGGAACGAACCUCUGUCGUUUUGGCCCCAGCACGAGGAUGAAUCAUUUCAGCGAUUGUCCUAUGAGUUGGCUUUCAGUGCCCUGAAGUACCAAGAUAUUUUGGAAACUAUAUUAAUAGACAGCUAUAUAUUCCCAAGUACCACAAUACCAGAUCGUCUGAGCAGUCUCAUCAUUGUGAUGCUGUACGAUUUCCAAGAUAGAAAAUUUCAGCCCCGUGUCCUUCCCGACAGUGAGGAGCCCAUAUCAGAAGUUCAGGAAGUAGAGAACCUUCUUAACAGCUCUAAGACAAAACUGGCUGCAGCCCUGGCGAGAUGUCGGAUCAAACAUGAUGCCCUUUCAAUUUACCACAUCCUGCCAGAGACAGUUAGGAAACAGGAACAAAGGGCCUCCACUUUGCCUCUCUAUGCUUGGAUAAAUACUGGUAAAAUCAGCCUUGAAGAAGUUUAUAGUAAUUUGAGGAGAAAAGGUUAUAAUAGAGUUAAAUCUAUACUGCACCUUGAUGACAAAGUCUUUGCUGUGGAUCAGCACUGCUAUGAUGUCUUAAUUUUCCCAGCGCAUCUCAAAAAAGAUCUUAUGAACAUAGAUCUUUUCAAAGAUUAUAAACUUAUUUUUCAGGACAAGUCUCGAAGCCUUGCUGUCCACUCUGUGAAAGCUUUAUUAAACAUGGAUGACGACAUCUUAAUGGUCAACACAGGCUCAUGGUACACAGUAGCCCACAUGGCAAUCUUAACAAAUAACAACACCUCAAAAAUAUUUGUAUGUGGAAUACAAUCACAAAAGAAGGAUCUUGACAUGAGGAAACUUUUCACAAGAAUGGGAUGUCAAAAUAUUGAAAUACUUCAUGAAACGUUUGUUAGCAUUGAAGCAAGGGACCAAAGGCUGCAGAACGUUAAGGUCAUCCUGCUGCUGCCUCGUUGCUCAGGGCUAGGCGUUAGUAACCCAGUGGAAUUUAUUUUAAAUGAACAUGAAGAUACAGGCUUGCUUCAAGACCUUUCUCAAGGUGGUCCACCAGAGGGUAAGCUUCAGAUACUUGCUCAGCAGCAGUGUGAACAGCUAACACAUGCAAUGAAAUUUCCUAAGGCUCAAGCAGUCGUCUAUUGCACAUGCUCUGUUUAUACAGAAGAAAAUGAAGCUGUUGUUAGAAAAGCACUGGAGUGUCAAAGCCAAGGGAUUAAAGUACAACCUUACAGGCUCAGUCCUCCGGUCCUUCCACUGUGCUCCUUAAGAGAAAUACAACUCUCUACAGACAAAUUUUUUAGAGUGGAACCGUCCAACCUCACCAAUGGUUGUUUUCUUUCUAUUUUAACCAGAGAGCGAGACCCAUCCGAGACAGUGUCUGUGAAAGACGUUCUGGCCCGAGCUGCAGCCAAGGGUCUCCUGGAUGGGGUUGAGGUUGGGAAGUCAUCCAAACGGGAGAAGAAGAGGAAGAAAUCCAAAACAGCACUGCCCAAACCUUCUGGGAACGAUAACAGCAUCCAAAUGAAAAUCACCGAGUUCCUGAAUCGAGAAAGUAAAGCGAGCACGAGCACGACCCGGGGCGAGAGCGCGAGCCAGGGCGAGAGCACGAGCCAGGACGAGAGCACGAGCCGGGGCGAGAUGCUAACAGCCAAAACCCCUCUCCCGCAGAAAACCGUGCCUCAGCUGGGAGCUCCCUCCCAGAUUCGAAAGCCCAGCAAGCCUGCCACCAGCCCUUCCACAACCACCGCGCUGGUGAAGAGCUCUAUGCCUUCCAGGCCGACACACUUGGGGAGGCCUCGGCCAGAAGGCAAAGUGGUUCCUCUGAAAUCCGUUGAAAUCGUUUUGCCCCCAGUAAUGUUCCCGUUCUCAAAUCCUCAGGGGCUUAGAUCGCAGCUGCCAGUAAACCAUUUUUAUUGCCGCUUCGUUGGCUCGAAGGCCGGUGGGCCCGCCUAUGUGGCAUCGGCAGUACCCCGAAGAGGGGAGAAGCCCAAGGGAAGCGCGCCUUCCUCCCUCCUCAGGCACCCGCGACCAUGGCUUUGACUGUGUGGCCCUUGUCA
Acomys russatus (golden spiny mouse) is the source of this 2299-nucleotide messenger RNA. It is a transcript of the gene Nsun7, whose product is annotated as NOP2/Sun RNA methyltransferase family member 7. NCBI's taxonomy places the organism in Eukaryota, Metazoa, Chordata, Mammalia, Rodentia, Muridae. The transcript is spliced from 11 exons. Bases 42 to 2282 code for a protein of 746 amino acids. The record is from RefSeq and is a predicted model, not a curated record. Gene Ontology annotation, molecular function: methyltransferase activity.